Molecule: messenger RNA, 1419 nt
Organism: Huiozyma naganishii CBS 8797
Lineage: Eukaryota; Fungi; Ascomycota; Saccharomycetes; Saccharomycetales; Saccharomycetaceae
Gene: HER2
Product: glutamyl-tRNA(Gln) amidotransferase subunit HER2
Exons: 1
Coding region: 1-1419 (472 amino acids)
Biological process (GO): mitochondrial translation; glutaminyl-tRNAGln biosynthesis via transamidation
Cellular component (GO): mitochondrion; glutamyl-tRNA(Gln) amidotransferase complex
Molecular function (GO): glutaminyl-tRNA synthase (glutamine-hydrolyzing) activity
Source: RefSeq, a predicted model, not a curated record
AUGCAGUUGGAAACAGUGUUAAGAAGACUUCCAGGCCUACAGUCACGUUACAAUAUCUUUACGCACCACAUCAAUAAGGUGACCGAGAUCAAUGAUCCUCCGAGGGGUAAAAAUGACGCACUAAAGGGUUUGCUUGCAGCCGUUAAGGAUAAUAUAUCAACCAAAAAUUUUGGAGCUACAACUUGUAGCUCUCGCAUGUUGAAAGAUUAUAAAGCCCCGUACGAUGCCACUGUGGUAAACUUGCUAAGAGACUCGAGGGCCGUCAUUUUGGGGAAGACAAAUAUGGAUGAGUUUGCGAUGGGUGCCAGUGGGCUGAACAAUGGAUUGGGGGGUGGUCCUGUUAUCAACCCGAUAUCUGACAUCGAAGACUAUUGCCCCGGAGGUUCUUCAUCCGGAUCUGCUGCCGCCGUGCUCGCUGACUUGGUUGAUUUUGCCCUAGGAACUGAUACUGGUGGGUCAGUUCGGCUGCCAGCUGCGUGGGGGUCAAUACUGGGAUUUAAACCGUCUUACGGACGCAUUUCAAGAUUUGGCGUCAUAGAUUUUGCACAAUCCCUGGACACAGUGGGUAUUUUGGCAAAAGAUAUCGGCAUUUUAAGGAAAGUUUUUAGCGUAUUGGAUAAAUAUGAUCCGAGGGAUCCUACGUCACUAACGGACGAUUUGAGAGACCAACUCACAAAAAGUCACAUCACCGUAGAACGGGACACGAAGCCCAAAAUUGGUAUACCGAAAGAAUUUUCCUUAUCCUCAUUAACACCAGAGAUGAGACAACAUUUUUUGACAUACGUUGGGAGAUUGAUGUCGCUUGGAUACGAAGUUUACCCAGUUUCCGUACCUUCAAUUAAGCAUUCUCUGAUCAUGUAUUAUAUCUUAGCCCCGGCAGAAGCAGCAUCCAAUUUGGCGAGGUAUGAUGGGAUACGAUAUGGCUCGAGGUCUAUUGCUGGGGAUAUGGAUGAACAUAAUACCUUGUUUGGUUCCACAAGAGCCGAAAACUUUGGCCCUGAAGUCCAAAAGAGGAUUAUCCUAGGGAAUUACAACUUGUGCUCGGCAUCCUACAAGAACAACUUUAUAAAAGCCCAAAAACUGCGCGUCCAACUAAUAGAUGAAUUUGACAAUGUGUUUAAUUUUGCCAACGUUCUCACAGGAAACCGCAGUGCACCAGAUGGCAUCGAUUUUAUCCUCUCACCUACUAAUAUAGGCGGGCCAAAGACAAUCAAGGAGGAAACUUCAAUUGAGAGUGCUGAUGAGCUAAGUGCAUAUGCCACAGAUGUUUUCACAACACCGAUGUCUUUGGCUGGUCUACCUGCACUGUCGAUACCCGUUCAAAAUGGAACGCCUUUAGGAAUUCAAAUUGCUGGCCAAUACGGUGAUGAUCAGAGGGUUCUUGAUUUUGCUGCGUCGUUGUACCAGCAAAACACAUGA